AUGGAUCAAGAGGGAUUAAAACCAAUGUUUGAUGUAAAUAUAUAUGGUAGAAUUUCAGUAUUAAAAUUAUUUUCAGCAGGUGGUAAACAAGAUUAUUUAUUUAUAUCAACAGAAAGUUUCAAGUUUUGUAUAUUAGCAUAUGACAGCGAAAAAAAAGAGAUUGUAACAAAAGCUUCAGGAAAUGCAGAGGAUACUAUUGGCAGACCAACAGAGGCAGGUCAAUUGGGCAUUAUCGAUCCAGAUGGCAGAUUAAUUGCACUUCAUCUAUAUGAAGGUUUAUUAAAGUUAAUAAAUAUUGAAAAAGGAUUAAACAACCCAAUUCAAAAGACUGCAGCAAAUACACGUUUGGAAGAGUUACAAGUAAUGGAUAUGACAUUUUUAUAUGGUUGCAAAAUUCCCACCAUUGCGGUACUUUUUAAAGAUACAAAAGAUGAAAAACAUAUUGUAACCUACGAAGUCUCCCAAAAAGAUCAAGAACUAUGCCCAGGUCCAUGGUCUCAAAGUAAUGUUGGUGUUUAUAGUUCAAUGUUGGUUGCUGUUCCAUUAGGUGGUGUUUUAGUUGUCGCAGAUAAUGGUAUAACCUAUAUGAAUGGUCGUACUACUCGUUCAAUUGCAAUUCCAUAUACCAAAUUUUUAGCAUACGAUCGUGUAGAUAAAGAUGGAUCUCGUUAUUUAUUUGGUGAUCAUUUCGGUCGUCUUUCUGUAUUAGUAUUAUUGAACCAUCAACAACGUGUAACUGAAUUAAAAUUUGAAACACUUGGUCGUACAAGUAUCCCAAGUUCAAUUAGUUAUUUAGACAGUGGUGUAGUUUUUAUUGGUAGUAGUUCUGGCGAUUCUCAAUUAAUUCGUUUAAACACAGAAAAAGAUCCAGCCACCGAUAGUUAUAUUAGCCAUUUAGAAAACUUUACAAACAUUGGUCCAAUCGUUGACUUUUGUUUAGUCGAUACAGAGAAGCAAGGUCAAGCCCAAAUCGUCACAUGCUCAGGUACCUAUAGAGAUGGAACAUUAAGAGUUAUUAGAAACGGUAUUGGUAUUGCAGAGAAAGCAUUAAUCGAGCUUGAAGGUGUUAAAGGAUUAUGGCCCAUCAAAGAAAAUGAUCCUUCAGAUCCAUUAAAUCCAAAAGAUCAAUAUUUGAUCGUAUCAUUUAUUGGCUAUACCAAAGUAUUACAAUUCCAAGGCGAAGAAAUUGAAGAAACUGAAUUUGAAGGUUUAGAUUCAAACUCAUCAACUAUUUUAUGCUCCAAUAUCGAUAAAGAAAAUGUUAUUGUUCAAGUUACCAAUCAAGCAAUCAAUUUGAUCAAUCCUAUCACAUUUAAACGUGUUGAUCAAUGGAAAUCUCCAAGUGGAUCACCAAUUAAUUUAGUAUCAAGUAAUCAAUCUCAAAUUGCCCUUUCAAUCGGUAAAUCAUUAUACUAUUUCGAAAUCAAUGAGCAAUCUCGUAUCGAAUUAAUUAAAGAGAUUGAACUACCACACGAAAUUUCUUGUAUUGAUAUUUCGCCAUUGGAUAGCUUCAUGGAUUCACGAUCCCAAAUUUGUGCAGUAGGUUUAUGGACCGAUAUUACUUUACGUCUUUUCAAAUUACCAACAUUAGAAGAGAUUCACAAAGAACCAUUGGGUGGUGAAAUUAUACCAAGAAGUAUUUUAAUGAUCUCUUUUGAGGGUAUAGAUUAUAUAUUUUGUUCAUUAGGCGAUGGCCACUUAUUUAAAUUUAAAAUCGAUAUAGCAAAUAAUUGGAAAUUAUUUGAUAAAAGAAAAUUAACUUUAGGUACACAACCAAUUAUAUUAAAAAAGUUUAAAUUAAAAAAUACUAUAAAUAUUUUUGCAUUAUCAGAUAGACCAACUGUAAUUUAUAGUAAUAAUAAAAAAUUAUUUUAUUCAGUUGUAAAUUUAAAAGAGGUCACUAAUGUUACAUCAUUCAACUCUGAUGCUUUCCCAGGUUCAAUGGCAAUUUCAUCAGAAUCAUCAUUGAUUAUUGGCACCAUUGAUGAAAUUCAAAAACUUCAUAUUAAAACUAUAUCAUUAAAUGGUGAAAUGGCAAGAAGAAUUGUCCACUUGGAAGAAUAUUCAUGCUAUGCAGUUAUUACAAUCAAAACUAAUGAAGAUAUUAUAAGUGGAAAUGGAGAAAAUGCUACAACUAUUGAUGAGGUUGAAGAGGAGGUAUCCUAUGUACGUUUGUUUGAUGACCAAACAUUCGAACCAUUAUCAUCAUUUAGAUUAGAACACUACGAAAUGGGAUGGUCACUAACCUCAACCAAAUUUGAUGAUGACCCAUGUACAUAUUUAGCAGUUGGUACAUCAAUCAACAUACCGGAUCGUCAAACAAGUGGUCGUGUAUUAUUAUUCAAUAUUAAUGAAGCCAAGAAAUUGGUAUUAUUAGAAGAAAUUAGUUUUAGAAGUGGAGUACUCUAUUUACACCAAUUUAAUGGUCGUCUUAUUGCAGCAGUCCUCAAGAGGUUAUAUUCCAUCAGAUAUAGUUACUCAAAAGAAAAGAAUUGUAAAGUAAUUUCAAGUGAAAAUGUACAUAAAGGCCAUACUAUGAUCCUUAAAUUAGCCUCUAGAGGUCAUUUCAUGUUGGUUGGUGAUAUGAUGAAGUCGAUGAGUUUACUAGGUCAAUCUGAAAAUGGAUCAUUGGUUCAAAUUGCCAAAAACCCACAGCCAAUUUGGAUUCGUUCAAUCGCUAUGAUUAAUGAUGAUUAUUUUAUUGGUUCAGAAACUAGCAAUAAUUUCGUAGUAGUCAAAAAGAAUAACGACUCAACCAAUGAAUUAGAAAGAGAACUAUUAGAUAGUGUUGGUCAUUAUCAUAUUGGUGAAAGUAUAAACUCUAUGCUUUGUGGUUCAUUAGUACGUUUACCAGACUCAGAUGCUCCCCCAAUUCCAACAAUACUCUAUGCCUCUGUUAAUGGUUCCAUUGGUGUCAUCGCUUCAAUUUCCAAAGAAGACUAUGAAUUUUUCUCAAAGUUACAAAAAGGUCUUAAUCGUGUAGUUAAUGGUAUAGGUGGAUUUACUCAUGAAUCUUGGAGAGCCUUUUCAAAUGAUCACCAUACAGUCGAAUCUCGUAAUUUCAUUGAUGGUGAUUUAAUUGAAAUGUUCCCAGAUCUCAAGAUUGAAUCAAUGGCAAAAGUAAUUCAAGAUAUGAAUGUAACUUUAGAUGAAACUUUAAAAAGAAUUGAAUCAUUAAUGCAAUACAUUCGUUAA
Molecule: messenger RNA, 3195 nt
Organism: Dictyostelium purpureum
Lineage: Eukaryota; Evosea; Eumycetozoa; Dictyosteliales; Dictyosteliaceae
Exons: 2
Coding region: 1-3195 (1064 amino acids)
Biological process (GO): proteasome-mediated ubiquitin-dependent protein catabolic process; DNA repair
Cellular component (GO): site of double-strand break; nucleus
Molecular function (GO): protein binding; nucleic acid binding
Source: RefSeq, a predicted model, not a curated record